UGGUUUCACUUUUGUCGCCCAGGCUGGAGUACAAUGGCACAAUCACGGCUCACUGCAACCUCUGCCUCCCAGGCUCAAGGAUCCUCCCGCCUCAGCCUCCUGAGUAGCUGGGACUACUCAGUCCCAUGCUCAUGUACAUGAGCCACCAUGUCCUGCUAAUUUUUGUAUUUUUUGUAGAGACGGGGUUUGGCCAUGUGGGCCAGGCUGGUCUUGAACUCCCGGGCUUAAGCGAUCCGCCCGCCUCGGCCUCCCAAAGUGAUGGGAUUACAAGCGUGAGCCACCGCACCCGGCAUCGUGGUCUCAAUAUUUCAUCCAGAAAGAGUCAAAGGCCUUGACCUCGAGCUUAACACGGACCUGAACCUUUGCUCUUCCCCCGUUUUCCCUUAUCAGUAAACAGCCCCACAGCCACCCAGCUGCACAAGCCAGAAGCUUGGAAAUCAUAUUCGACGUCCUCAUGCCCUUACAUCCAUCCAUUCCAAGUUCUGAUACUUUUGUCUCCAAAAUAUUCCUCAAAUAUUUCUCAAAGUGGGCAAAAUAUUUCUUUGCUCACUUUUUACUUCCCUCUGCUCCAAGCCACAAUCACCUGUCUCCUGGAAGACUACAAAAGGCUCACUGAUCUCCCAGCUCGCACUUUUGCACUCACUAUCUCCAGGCCACUCUCUGUUAUUUAUUUCUAUUGUUACUAUUAUUAUUUUGAGACGGAGUCUCGCUCUGUCGCUCAGGCUGGAGAGCAGUGACACGAUCUAGGCUCACCGCAAUCUCCGCCUCCCAGGUUCAAGCGAUUGAACCUCCAGCCUCAGCCUCCCGAGUAGCCUAUUAUUUAUUUCUAAAAGUAGGUGAUACAGCCAUAUGAUUUAACAAUUCCUGCUCUAUAGGUCCCCUCUCCAGAGGCAACAGGUGCUCUCCAUUCCGUGGUCUCCUUCCAGAUACUGUGGGCGUCCCUGGUGCUCACCUGGCCGGAUAUCUUCCCCCACCCACUUCCCCACAGAGCCCGGGGCCUCCUCGCUCCGCUUGAGACCCUCCAUCCAGGCGCUCCCUCCCUAUCGUCCGUCUCCCUUGGGCACUGCCCGGUCUCCCAGGCUGGGCUGAGUAGGCCAGUCUCUGGUCAGUCAUUCUUCUGUUCCAAAGCUCGAAAGCCUUCGCAGCACUGGGACUGAAACCCCCUGCUCUCAGCUCCGACUCCUUCAGGCCAGGUGCUCCCUCCGCAACCUCUCUAAGGCCCGUUUUCGCGUCAUCUCUUCCCAGCGGCCCGCCCGCCACGUCAUCUCUACCACAGCACCAGUCCUCCAUGGCCCUUGACAAUACUUGGGAGGGCAAGUUCAUAGGUGAGGGCUCAUGCUCUUCCUAGGAGGGAGGAGCGCGGCGGGCGGGACCGGCAGGUGGGCUUUGCCCGGGAGCGCGGAAUAAGCUCGCUCCGCGCCUCUCAGUUUAGUGGAGGAAGACUACUAUCCCAGAAACCCUUUCGCCUCGGCCUGGCAAGCUCCGCCUCGGCCUGGCGAGCUCCUCCCCGCCCUACUCCCUCCGCGCGAAGAAGACUGAGCACGCGCAACAGGGACUGCGCCUGCGCAAAAGUCUACGCGGGCGGGUGGCUGGGGGCACCGCAACUCCCGGCAGGCCGGUGGCAUUUUUCAUUCCCUCCCGUGACCAGUGACUUCCGGCACGAAGGGGCGGGGCUGGGCUCGUGGCUGAGCCAGCAGCUGCAGCAGCUACGGGAGUGGCCGGGUGGCCGGCGGGUGCCAGGCGCCAUGGAGGCCGUGCCCCGCAUGCCCAUGAUCUGGCUGGACCUGAAGGAGGCUGGUGACUUUCACUUCCAGCCAGCUGUGAAGAAGUUUGUCCUGAAGAAUUAUGGAGAGAACCCAGAAGCCUACAAUGAAGAACUGAAGAAGCUGGAGUUGCUCAGACAGAAUGCUGUCCGUGUCCCACGAGACUUUGAGGGCUGUAGUGUCCUCCGCAAGUACCUCGGCCAGCUUCAUUACCUGCAGAGUCGGGUCCCCAUGGGCUCGGGCCAGGAGGCUGCUGUCCCUGUCACCUGGACAGAGAUCUUCUCAGGCAAGUCUGUGGCUCAUGAGGACAUCAAGUACGAGCAGGCCUGUAUUCUCUACAACCUUGGAGCGCUGCACUCCAUGCUGGGGGCCAUGGACAAGCGGGUGUCUGAGGAGGGCAUGAAGGUCUCCUGUACCCAUUUCCAGUGCGCAGCUGGCGCCUUCGCCUACCUACGGGAGCACUUCCCUCAAGCCUACAGCGUCGACAUGAGCCGCCAGAUCCUUACGCUCAACGUCAACCUCAUGCUGGGCCAGGCUCAGGAGUGCCUCCUGGAGAAGUCGAUGUUGGACAACAGGAAGAGUUUUCUAGUGGCCCGCAUCAGUGCACAGGUGGUAGAUUACUACAAGGAGGCAUGCCGGGCUUUGGAGAACCCUGACACUGCCUCACUGCUGGGCCGGAUCCAGAAGGACUGGAAGAAGCUUGUGCAAAUGAAGAUCUACUACUUCGCAGCUGUGGCUCAUCUGCACAUGGGAAAGCAGGCCGAGGAGCAGCAGAAGUUCGGGGAGCGGGUUGCGUACUUCCAGAGCGCCCUGGACAAGCUCAAUGAAGCCAUCAAGUUGGCCAAGGGCCAGCCUGACACUGUGCAAGACGCGCUUCGCUUCACUAUGGAUGUCAUUGGGGGAAAGUACAAUUCUGCCAAGAAGGACAACGACUUCAUCUACCAUGAGGCUGUCCCAGCAUUGGACACCCUUCAGCCUGUAAAAGGAGCCCCCUUGGUGAAGCCCUUGCCAGUGAACCCCACAGACCCAGCUGUUACAGGCCCUGACAUCUUCGCCAAACUGGUACCCAUGGCUGCCCACGAGGCCUCGUCACUGUACAGUGAGGAGAAGGCCAAGCUGCUCCGGGAGAUGAUGGCCAAGAUUGAGGACAAGAAUGAGGUCCUGGACCAGUUCAUGGAUUCAAUGCAGUUGGAUCCCGAGACGGUGGACAACCUUGAUGCCUACAGCCACAUCCCACCCCAGCUCAUGGAGAAGUGUGCGGCCCUCAGUGUCCGGCCCGACACUGUCAGGAACCUUGUCCAGUCCAUGCAAGUGCUGUCAGGUGUGUUCACGGAUGUGGAGGCUUCCCUGAAGGACAUCAGAGAUCUGCUGGAAGAGGAUGAGCUGCUAGAGCAGAAGUUUCAGGAGGCGGUGGGUCAGGCGGGGGCCAUCUCCGCCCCCUCCAAGGCUGAGUUGGCAGAGGUGAGGCGAGAAUGGGCCAAGUACAUGGAAGUCCACGAGAAGGCCUCCUUCACCAACAGUGAGCUGCACCGUGCCAUGAACCUGCACGUCGGCAACCUGCGCCUGCUCAGUGGGCCGCUUGACCAGGUCCGGGCUGCCCUGCCCACACCGGUCCUAACCCCAGAGGACAAGGCCGUGCUGCAGAACCUAAAGCGCAUCCUGGCCAAGGUGCAGGAGAUGCGGGACCAGCGCGUAUCCCUGGAGCAGCAGCUGCGUGAGCUUAUCCAGAAAGAUGACAUCACUGCCUCGCUGGUCACCACAGACCACUCAGAGAUGAAGAAGCUGUUCGAGGAGCAGCUGAAAAAGUAUGACCAGCUGAAGGUGUACCUGGAGCAGAACCUGGCCGCCCAGGACCGUGUCCUCCGUGCACUGACAGAGGCCAACGUGCAGUACGCGGCCGUGCGGCGGGUACUCAGCGACCUGGACCAAAAGUGGAACUCCACGCUGCAGACCCUGGUGGCCUCGUAUGAAGCCUAUGAGGACCUGAUGAAGAAGUCGCAGGAGGGCAGGGACUUCUACGCAGAUCUGGAGAGCAAGGUGGCUGCUCUGCUGGAGCGCACGCAGUCCACCUGCCAGGCCCGCGAGGCUGCCCGCCAGCAGCUCCUGGACAGGGAGCUGAAGAAGAAGCCGCCGCCACGGCCCACAGCCCCAAAGCCACUGCUGCCCCGCAGGGAGGAGAGUGAGGCAGUGGAAGCAGGAGACCCCCCUGAGGAGCUGCGCAGCUUCCCCCCUGACAUGGUGGCUGGCCCACGACUGCCCGACACCUUCCUGGGAACUGCCACCCCGCUCCACUUUCCUCCCAGCCCCUUCCCCAGCUCCACAGGCCCAGGACCCCACUAUCUCUCAGGCCCCUUGCCCCCUGGUACCUACUCGGGCCCCACCCAGCUGAUACAGCCCAGGGCUCCAGGGCCCCCUGCAAUGCCCGUAGCACCUGGGCCUGCCCUCUACCCAGCCCCUGCCUACACACCGGAGCUGGGCCUUGUGCCCCGAUCCUCCCCACAGCAUGGCGUGGUGAGCAGUCCCUAUGUGGGGGUAGGGCCGGCCCCACCAGUUGCAGGUCUCCCCUCGGCCCCACCUCCUCAAUUCUCAGGCCCCGAGUUGGCCAUGGCGGUUCGGCCAGCCACCACCACAGUAGAUAGCAUCCAGGCGCCCAUCCCCAGCCACACAACCCCACGGCCAAACCCCACCCCUGCUCCUCCCCAGCCCUGCUUCCCUGUGCCCCCACCGCAGCCACUGCCCACGCCUUACACCUACCCCGUAGGGGCCAAGCAACCCAUCCCAGCCCAGCACCACUUCUCUCCUGGGAUUCCCGCAGGUUUUCCAGCCCCGAGGAUUGGGCCCCGGCCCCAGCCCCAGCCCCAGCCCCAGCCCCAGCCCCAGCCCCAUCCCCAUCCCCAUCCCCAUCCUCAGCCCCAUCCUUCACGAGCGUUUGGGCCUCAGCCCCCACAGCAGCCCCUUCCACUCCAGCAUCCACACCUCUUCCCACCCCAGGCCCCAGGACUCCUACCCCCACAGUCCCCCUACCCCUAUGCCCCUCAGCCUGGGGUCCUGGGGCAGCCGCCACCCCCACUACACACCCAGCUCUACCCAGGUCCUGCUCAAGACCCUCUGCCAGCCCACUCGGGGGCUCUGCCUUUCCCCAGCCCUGGGCCCCCUCAGCCUCCCCAUCCCCCACUGGGAUAUGGUCCUGCCCCUUCCACCAGACCCAUGGGCCCCCAGGCAGCCCCUCUUACCAUUCGAGGGCCCUCGUCUGCUGGCCAGUCCACCCCUAGUCCCCACCUGGUGCCUUCACCUGCCCCAUCUCCAGGGCCUGGUCCGGUACCCCCUCGUCCCCCAGCAGCAGAACCACCCCCUUGCCUGCGCCGAGGCACUGCAGCUGCAGACCUGCUCUCCUCCAGCCCGGAGAGCCAGCAUGGUGGCACUCAGCCUCCUGGGGGUGGGCAGCCCCUGCUGCAGCCCACCAAGGUGGACGCAGCUGAGGGCCGUCGGCCACAGGCCCUGCGGCUGAUUGAGCGGGACCCCUAUGAACAUCCUGAGAGGCUGCGGCAGUUGCAGCAGGAGCUGGAGGCCUUUCGGGGCCAGCUGGGGGAUGUGGGGGCUCUGGACACUGUCUGGCGAGAGCUGCAAGAUGCGCAGGAACAUGAUGCCCGAGGCCGUUCCAUUGCCAUCGCCCGCUGCUACUCACUGAAGAACCGGCACCAGGAUGUCAUGCCCUAUGACAGUAACCGUGUGGUGCUGCGCUCAGGCAAGGAUGACUACAUCAAUGCCAGCUGCGUGGAGGGGCUCUCCCCAUACUGCCCCCCGCUAGUGGCAACCCAGGCCCCACUGCCUGGCACAGCUGCUGACUUCUGGCUCAUGGUCCAUGAGCAGAAAGUGUCGGUCAUUGUCAUGCUGGUUUCUGAGGCUGAGAUGGAGAAGCAAAAAGUGGCACGCUACUUCCCCACCGAGAGGGGCCAGCCCAUGGUGCACGGUGCCCUGAGCCUGGCAUUGAGCAGCGUCCGCAGCACCGAAACCCAUGUGGAGCGCGUGCUGAGCCUGCAGUUCCGAGACCAGAGCCUGAAGCGCUCUCUUGUGCACCUGCACUUCCCCACUUGGCCUGAGUUAGGCCUGCCCGACAGCCCCAGCAACUUGCUGCGCUUCAUCCAGGAGGUGCACGCACAUUACCUGCAUCAGCGGCCGCUGCACACGCCCAUCAUUGUGCACUGCAGCUCUGGUGUGGGCCGCACGGGAGCCUUCGCACUGCUCUAUGCAGCUGUGCAGGAGGUGGAGGCUGGGAACGGAAUCCCUGAGCUGCCUCAGCUGGUGCGGCGCAUGCGGCAGCAGAGGAAGCACAUGCUGCAGGAGAAGCUGCACCUCAGGUUCUGCUAUGAGGCAGUGGUGAGACACGUGGAGCAGGUCCUGCAGCGCCAUGGUGUGCUCCCUCCAUGCAAACCCUUGGCCAGUGCAAGCAUCAGCCAGAAGAACCACCUUCCUCAGGACUCCCAGGACCUGGUCCUCGGUGGGGAUGUGCCCAUCAGCUCCAUCCAGGCCACCAUUGCCAAGCUCAGCAUCCGGCCUCCUGGGGGGUUGGAGUCCCCGGUUGCCAGCUUGCCAGGCCCUGCAGAGCCCCCAGGCCUCCCGCCAGCCAGCCUCCCAGAGUCUACCCCAAUCCCAUCUUCCUCCCCGCCCCCCCUUUCCUCCCCGCUACCUGAGGCUCCCCAGCCUAAGGAGGAGCCGCCAGUGCCUGAAGCCCCCAGCUCGGGGCCCCCCUCCUCCUCCCUGGAGUUGCUGGCCUCCUUGACCCCAGAGGCCUUCUCCCUGGACAGCUCCCUGCGGGGCAAACAGCGGAUGAGCAAGCAGAACUUUCUGCAGGCCCAUAACGGGCAAGGGCUGCGGGCCACCCGGCCCUCUGACGACCCCCUCAGCCUUCUGGAUCCACUCUGGACACUCAACAAGACCUGAACAGGUUUUGCCCACCUGGUCCUUACACUACAUCUUCUCUCAUGCCCGCCUGCCCACAUCCAGCAGAGCUUCUCAGUGGGCACACUCUCUUACUCCCCUUUCUGCUGCCUUUGGCCCUGCCUGGCCCAGCCCGCACCCCUGUGGGGUGGAGAUGUACUGCAGGCUCUGGGUCAGGUUCUGCUCCUUUAUGGGACCUGACAUUUUUCAGCUCUUUGCUAUUGAAAUAAUAAACCACCCUGUUCUGUG
Pongo pygmaeus (Bornean orangutan) is the source of this 6950-nucleotide messenger RNA. It is a transcript of the gene PTPN23, whose product is annotated as protein tyrosine phosphatase non-receptor type 23. Gene Ontology annotation, cellular component: endosome. The transcript has 25 exons. Lineage: Eukaryota; Metazoa; Chordata; Mammalia; Primates; Hominidae. Gene Ontology annotation, biological process: protein transport to vacuole involved in ubiquitin-dependent protein catabolic process via the multivesicular body sorting pathway; early endosome to late endosome transport; endocytic recycling. Gene Ontology annotation, molecular function: protein binding; protein tyrosine phosphatase activity. The record is from RefSeq and is a predicted model, not a curated record. The coding region runs from base 1746 to 6704 and encodes 1652 amino acids.